Molecule: messenger RNA, 501 nt
Organism: Gossypium raimondii (Peruvian cotton)
Lineage: Eukaryota; Viridiplantae; Streptophyta; Magnoliopsida; Malvales; Malvaceae
Exons: 1
Coding region: 1-501 (166 amino acids)
Molecular function (GO): nucleic acid binding
Source: RefSeq, a predicted model, not a curated record
AUGGUGAAUCCAAUUCGAAAGGAUUGGUCCUCUAGGCUAGAUGAAGCCUUGUUGGCUUAUCAUAUGCCAUUCAAAACACCAUUGGGGAUGUCACCUUUUAAGCUGGUUUAUGGAAAGCCAUGUCUCCUACCUGUUGAGCUAGAGUAUAAAACAUUUUGGGAUAUUAAAAAACUAAAUAUGAAUUUAAUCGUUACUGGCCAUAAAAGGUUGUUACAACUGAAUGAAAUGGAGGAAUUUCAGGCACAAGCAUAUGAGAAUGUUAAAUUGUACAAUGAGAAGACCAAGUGUUGGCAUGAUAAAAGGAUUAUGCUAAGGCAAUUUGACCCGGGACAAUCGGUGUUGUUCAACUUUAAGCUCAAAUUGUUCCCUAGCAAACUAAAAUCUCGUUGGGCAGGCCCCUUCGAAGUAGCUCAAGUAUACCCUCAUGGAGCUAUUGAUGUCAAAGAUAUGAAAACGAGGGUCAUAUUUAAAGUUAAUGGACAAUGCUUGAAGCACUACUAA